UAAUCCGGAUUGUAAGUGCGCGCCUGUUUAUACAGCAGCUGUAGCAAACUUUGUCCUCGCUUGUCACGCCGCCCCCCAAAGCUGCGCCGUGCUCCCGGCGCUCCGCACCUUGGCUCGCCGUGAGAGGAGGUGUCGUGGACAAAUGUUUUUCAGCCUGCUGUUGCUGAUUAAAGUCGGUGUUUCUUGAGUGAUCGCGCUAGGUGCGCUUAAUAAUGACUUUCUGGCGGAGCGGUCGCGCAGGAACCAUACUGAGCUUCAUCAGAUGAAGGAGUGAUACUGUGAAACAUGACAAGAUCCCGGACUAUUUAAAAGUUUUCCUGUCUCAGGAAAAAACCCAACAUGUAUAGACCAGGGGAGACGGUCAAACGUCGACUCAAUAUGCAUGCCCCUCCUCGAAUAAGGAGUGUGGAAGUUGCUAGAGGAAGAGCAGGCUAUGGGUUUACCCUUUCUGGACAAGCUCCAUGUGUUCUUAGUUGUGUUAUGAAAGGAAGCCCUGCUGAUUAUGUUGGACUUAAAGCAGGAGAUCAGAUAUUUGCUGUUAACGAGAUUAAUGUGAAAAAGGCCUCUCAUGAAGAUGUAGUGAAACUUAUUGGAAAAUGUUCUGGAGUCCUCCACAUGGUCAUUGCUGAAGGGAUUAGUCAUAUAGAUUCAUGUUCAAGUGAUGAAGAAGUUGGCUUUUAUGAUGGAAAGGGGUGGCUGAAGCCUAAACCUGACUCUAAAGCUCUAGGCAUAAACAGAGCAGAGAAAGUUGUUGAAGAAAUGCAGUCUGGUGGCAUUUUCAACAUGAUCUUCGAGAAUCCUAAUCUUUGUGCUGGUAACUCAGAUAAUACCACACCAAAACAAAGAUCAUUUUCAGAUUCUGCUGCUAUUAAAUAUGAAACUGGAAAUGAAAGUGUAAGCAAUCCAAACCUACUGUCAAAGGAAGAAAUGUCCAAGGUCCCGAAUGAUGAUUCGGUUUUUAGAAUUGGACUGGAGAGUGCAGAAGACUUUGGACUAGAUGCAAGCAUUUUAAACGUUGCCAUGAUUGUAGGCUACCUAGGCUCAAUCGAACUUCCUUCAACAACCUCAAAUUUGGAAAAUGAGAGUUUGCAAGCUAUUCGUGGGUGCAUGAGGCGUCUACGGGCGGAACAAAAAAUCCAUUCGUUAGUGAUGAUGAAGAUAAUGCACGACUGUAUUCAGCUCUGCAGUGACAAAUCAGGUGUGGUGGCAGAAUACCCUGCAGAGAAACUGGCAUUCAGCGCUGUUUGCCCCGACGAUAGAAGAUUCUUUGGUUUAGUUACAAUGCAGACAAAUGACGAUGCGAGCUUGGCUCAGGAAGAUGAAGGGGUUCUGAGGACAUCUUGCCAUGUCUUUAUGGUGGAUCCGGACUUAUUUCAUCAUAAAAUUCAUCAGGGCAUAGCAAGACGUUUUGGACUGGAAUGUACAGCAGAUCCAGACACAAAUGGCUGUCUGGAGUUUCCAACAUCAUCUCUACCUGUUCUUCAAUUUAUUUCUGUCCUGUACAGGGAUAUGGGGGAAUUGAUUGAGGGAAUGCGUGCAAGGGCUUUUCUUGACGGUGAUGCAGAUCCUCAUCAGAAUAACAGCACAAGCAGUAACAGUGAUAGCGGAAUUGGGAAUUUUAAUCAAGAAGAAAAGAAUAACAGAGUUCUGGUGGUUGAUUUGGGGAGCAAUCCAAGUAAACAUAUUCCCAACAGCAUAUGGGAAAAUCCGGUCGGAAGGGGACAAAAUCAGUCUGCUUCCCAUUGGAAUGGCUUCUGUCAUGAACAGGAAGGAAACAUUCCUUUAGAAGUCAUUCAGAAUGAUAAGUCCCAAAAUUUAAACAAGCACUUAUGUCCUUCUGCCCGUAUCGAAGUUCCACUGGUUUCUUCCCGAAAUUCAGUACCCCCAUCAAAGAAAAGCGCUGCAGGCAUGGGCAAUCAAAGGUGGUUGCCCGUGCACGUUUUACAAGAGUGGCAGCAUGGAAAUGCUAGCGACCAGGAGUCUUACACUGAUUCUACAGACGGCUGGUCAAGUGUGAACUGCGGGACUCUCCCCCCUCCAAUGAGUAAGAUUCCAGCUGACAGAUACAGAGUUGAUGGCAGCUUUGGUCAGCCGCAGUUAAAAUCUCAUAAAAAUGAAUGGUCCAAGAAGAUGUUUUGCAUGCAAAACAAAUUUGGCCCUCCACACAGUGUUAGGAAGUCUAAAGAAGAUAAAAAGGGUUCAAAAUUUGGACAUUCAGUGGGAUUAAAUCAGGCUCCUCCCCAGCGUUCUUCUGCUCGAAGAUCAUUUGGAAGAUCUAAGAGAUUUAGUAUUACUCGUUCACUGGAUGACCUUGAGUCAGCAACUGUCUCUGAUGGAGAGCUGAAUAGUACUGAUUUGAAAGAUUGCAUCAGUGAGAACAGCCUCAGUAGCAAUGCUAGUCUUCCCAGCGUACAGAGCUGUCGACGACUUCGAGACAGAAGAGUUGCAAGCUGGGCAGUUUCAUUCGAGCGUCUUCUUCAGGAUCCUCUCGGUGUUAAAUAUUUUUCGGAAUUUCUGCGGAAGGAAUUUAGUGAAGAAAAUAUUUUAUUUUGGCAGGCGUGUGAAUAUUUUAACCAUGUACCUGCACAUGAUAAAAAAGAGCUUUCUUACAGAGCUCGGGAGAUCUUCACUAAGUUUUUGUGUAGCAAAGCUACAACUCCAGUUAAUAUUGAUAGCCAGGCACAGCUGGCAGAUGAUAUUCUCAAUUCCCCACAUCCAGAUAUGUUCAAGGAACAGCAACUUCAGAUUUUUAACUUGAUGAAGUUUGAUAGCUAUACUCGCUUUCUCAAAUCCCCCCUUUACCAAGAAUGCAUCCUAGCUGAAGUAGAAGGUCGUACUCUUCCAGAUCCACAACGUGUUCCCAGCAGUCCCACUUCUAAACACAGUAUCAGUUCAGAGAAGUCCAAUAUCUCAACACCGAAAAAGUUAAGUGGUAAAUCAAAGUCAGGAAGAUCCUUAAAUGAAGAGUCAGGAGAGGAGGACACUGAGAAGAAAAAAAGGGGGACGUUUUUCUCAUGGUCAAGAAGUAAGAGUUUGGGAAAAUCGCAGAAGAGAAAGGAAAAUGGUGAUUAUCAACAUGAUUCUAUUCAGUCCAAUGGGUUAUCGUACAGGAGGGAAUCACAAGGCUCCAUGUCAUCAACUGCUAGUCUUGACUUGUCUGAAACCUCUAGAUUACCUGCAUUUGUACCAGAUAAAGAGAAAUCCCCCAAAUACUGCUGUGUAAACCUUCCAGAUGGUUCUUCCAGCAAAAUGGCUGUUAAAUCUGGAUUCUCUAUCAAAGAGGUGCUAUCUGGGCUCUGUGAGAAACAUGGCAUUAACAUAGCUGCAGUGGACCUUUUUUUAGUUGGAGGUGAUAAGCCGCUUGUAUUGCACCAAGACAGUAGCAUCCUGGAGUCUCGGGACCUACGUUUAGAAAAACGCACUUUAUUUCGGCUGGAUCUUGUUCCAAUCAAUCGAUCAGUUGGUUUGAAGGCUAAACCCACCAAACCAGUAACAGAGGUCUUAAGGCCUGUGGUUGCAAAAUAUGGUUUAAAUCUUAAUGAGCUUGUGGCAAGACUAAAUGGUGAGCAGGAACCACUUGAUCUUGGUGUCCCUAUAUCUAAUCUGGAUGGUCAGCGAGUUGUUCUAGAUGAAAAAGAGCCAACAAAGAGUAGAGUGUUUACAGAUAAACAAAAAGGUGCAUCAGUAAAACAGAGUGUAACUGUGACUACUUCAAGAAAUCAAGUAUCUACUACUGGAGAGGGAAGAACUCUAGGAAAGUCUAAUUCUAUCAAAAUGAAAGGCGAAAAUGGAAAAAAUGCUAGGGAAGUUCGACUGUCAAAAAGAGAAGACUCUAUUGCAAAGAUUGGGAAAAAAAAAUGUCAGAAAAUAAAUUUGGAUGAAGCAGAGGAAUUUUUUGAACUCAUAUCCAAAGCUCAAAGUAACAGAGCAGAUGACCAACGUGGACUGCUAAGGAAAGAAGACCUUAUUCUUCCUGACUUUCUUCGUUUACCACCCACUGGACCAGAACCAUCCUCAUCUACGCCAGCAGGUCCUAAAGGCCUCAACAAGCGAGUUUCAAAAAGUGAUGGCAAGGAUGGAUGUACAUCGCCAAAUGGAAAACAGGAGUCCAUACAAAACUAUAAUGAAAAUUCAGUUAAGAAAAUGGGUUACUCAGAAAAUAAACAUAAAUCUGCUUUGACAGCACUCCACAGUCAGAAGACUUUCAGUGUUCCUUUUAAUACUACAUUGUCUCCAAUUCCACAUGCACACGAAAACAAUGCAACAAUAUGGAAAAGGCAGUCAAGAGAGUUACAAGCUGAAGGCAUACAGAUGGUAGAUGAUGAGAAUGUGGCAGACUUGACUCUUGUGGCUGAAGGAGAUAUUAGUAGCCCUAACAGCACUUUGCUACCACCGCCACCACCAACACCACCGUCAGACAUCAGUAAACUCACAGAAGCCAACUAUCCACCCCCAACUCCUUUUGCAGGUAAUCAGGAAAAAUCUGGAUAUCAAAGAUCCAAUUCAGGUGCAAACCACAAAAAGAAAAACGAUUCACAGGAAACUUUAGGAAACCCUUGUGAGCAAACGUCUCUCAAAACGAAGACCAGCAGAAGCAUUAAUCCUCCUGGUGUGAGAGACAACCCUGGCAAGGAGCUGCCUGUGAACAGGAUAAUUGAUGUGGAUGGAGUCAAGCUGGAAGACACCAGCACACGUUCCUGCGAUGAGUCUGAAGGGAACCUCAGCUUUGAAGGUUAUGUCUCGGAACUGAGAUCUUGCCAAGGGAGGAUGAGGACUGGAGUUUAUCGGACAUCAGACCUUCCGUCUCUGAUUGCUGUAAAGAGUGAGAAGAAUAAGGGCACUGAGAAUCAGUAUAAAGCUACUUUUGUUUAAAUCUCUGUUUUUAAUUAAGAGUUGUGGUAUUUUUGCCUGGCAUUGGCAGCAAUGGAAAUAUGCCUUAGGGACAUAUUUCUGCGAGUUUUAAGUUGUUUUCAGUACCUGUUGCCUUCAACGAGCCUGCCAGACAGUCUGUUCUGAUAUGAGUUAGAACCUGUAGAAUGAAAAGAGAAGUAUUUCAAUGAAAGUAUUGAACUAUUUGCUUUUGUUCUCUUACUGUUUAUAUAUCAUUUUCCCUGUCAUGAUUCUGUUGCACAGUGCAAUUAAAAUGAUGAUUUCCACCCCUACCCUUCUUGUCUUUAAUAAAGACAAACUCACUUUAAGUUCCCCUAUCGAAAUUUUUAUUUAAGAUGACUUAAUUUUAAUCUUCUAAUGCUUUUCCUGGUCUGCAGGAUUCCCUGUGUGUUGGUUGACUUCUGAAGUAGAAGUAAAAUCAGUUACUGUUGAAAAAAGGUUAUGAUUAUUUUAUUAAUAUCUUCCUAUCUUUCUCAUAACAUUUGGGAAGAGGUCCAGGUGAAAUUGAAAUUCGCUUUUGUCCAAUGGAUUACCUGGCUUUUAUGCAAUACAACCUUUGUUACACAAGCAGUAAGAAGAAAAAAAAAAAAAUCCUGUCCUGGGAAUAACAGCUGCUCCUGUUGCCAACACCAGUGCUGUUUUCUCAGCAGAAAUGUAUGUGCUAUUUACACAGCGGUGGGAGAGCCAUCUAGGUCCCUCCUGAGCACUGCUCUUGGUGUCUUGGCUUUGGGGGAAGGUGGAUUUUUGUUACCGCUCCUUCAGUAAGCUGUUAAUUGCCACUUAGUCUUCUUGUCGUUGAUACUACUUUCAGUUCAUCUUCUAGCCUUGGGCAGAGUUUUGAGGAAGAAAAGGUACUACUGAACAUGUUGCUUUGCCACAUUCUCGUUUUCCUCAUUUUUCAUUUCUUCAGAAGAGGUGAUGAGUCUGGACAAGCAAAAGUGUACACAGAGAGUUCUGGCUCUCUGUUCAGCUCUUUGAAACAAUAUAAAGUAUAUAUAUUGAGACCUUUUGGUGGUUCACCGCUUUGAAAUUGCUUUGGGACUCAAAAAGUCAUAUUGCAUAGCUCCCAGGCGGCAGAGCCACACAGACAGGAAGUCUAAAGCUGUGAUUAUUCAUCAACUUCUUUUUCUUUGCUCCUUCUUACUAAAACUUACCAAGAACUGUGAAGUUUUAGAAUACCAGAAAAUACUGGAGAGUGUUACUCAGUUUCUUAAACUCAUAGCUUUUUGUAAAACGAGAAGGAGCUACACAGAAUUUUACAACAAUAAAGUGUGGUUCCUAAAGCUUAAGAAUUAUACAUUAAAUACUCCAGUGAUAUAAAAGGACAUAGCACCCAUUAGCUUUACAAAUUUAAUUCUUUUUCAUGAUUAAGUGAUUCUGCUCCUAUUAUUGAGGGAAACAUUAGUAUUAGUCUCAACACAGUGUGUGACUGAAUGAGGAUAUGUGCUGUAAGAAUAACUGGUGUUUUAAAAACUUCCAAGAUUAAAACCCAUUUGAGAGCCAUGCUAAAAUCACAGUGGUGGAGCAAUGUUGGAUAUUAGGGGAAUUCACAAUAGCAUUUUUGAGGCUGUCAGUGCUAGUUGGUAGCUGAGUAUUUUAUUCUCAUGGCAGUGAAUAAAAUGAGCUGGUUGUCUGAGCUCAGAUCCCACUGCAGCCAGGUAUCCGUGCCAGGGAAACACAGCUGGCAGCAACUGAAAUUAGAGGUAGGAGUGGGUGAACAGGCUUGGAAAGCGAUGCAACUGGAUCCCACACCGUGAUGAACUGAGCUGCUGAAGCAGAGCCACAGUGCAGUGUGUGCGGGUUGGCUUUGCAAGCACUCAGCUUGUACCUGGGCUAGGGAUAAAGGGGGAAAACUGUCUGCUCCUUUUGAUCCAUAGGUAGCUUUAUAUCAUACUGUGUAUCAUCUAUGUGGGACACAACAAAGCAGUGAUAGCACAGUGAUUAUGAGAAAAUGUUUAAAAUAUCUCUGUAUUUUAAGUGGUUUUCCCAUGUUUGUUUCUUACUGUUUUGGUAACAUUUUGCUAAGAAUUGCUUGUGAUAAGUUAUUUCUUUGCACAGAUAAAUGGGCAUAUUUAUCCUACCUUCCAGCAAAUUAGUAGCUUUGUUCUAAUCAAGACCAACAUUACACCAGUAAAGCUCAAGAGAGGGCUCAGUGACCUGUGACACAUUUUGCACUUUUUGUGUGUUUUGGAAAAUCAAAUCCUGACCUCAAGCAGGUUAAAGCUUGAAAUUAAAAUACAAUAAUUACUGUAUUUAUAAAUCCUUGAUCAGUAUUUUAGAUGAAACCAUCUUACAUUGUGGAAGUGUGCCUAAGUGGUGUUUGGUGAGCAAUAUACAGUUCUUUAACUGGAAAAAGAGACAGCUGAGGGGAGGUAUAAUGAUGUCCUAAAAACCUUGAGUGCUAUGGGAAGGGUGGAUAGGGACAGACUGUUCACUCUCUUCUAAGACAAGAGUUAGGGGCCACCAGGAGAAGCUGGUAGAAGUCAGGUUCAGUUCAAAGAGGUGGUUCUUCACCCCAAAAUAUGAGACUGGUGAAGACCUUAGCCAAAGGAUGCUGGGGAGGUGGGAAAUUUACAAGGGCUGCACUAGCAAGUAGUUGAAAGAGACCUACUGAGGUUUGCUAAACAGUCAAAACUCAUGGGAUCCAAGAAACCUCUUGAGCUUGAAACCCCACAGCUUGAGCUGGGUUGUUACACACGUGGAGGUUGGGUGGACACAGCUCAAGAGCAUCUGGUUAUCCAGCCUCUGUGCAUCCUUAGCUGGUAGAGCUAGUUGGUUAAUUUAAGAUAACUGAAAUUUGGUCUGUUUUCUUUCUGAAAGCUGGUAAGCUGAAGAAAAAGAAGGCAAACAACAACAACAAAAAAAGCUGUUUUUUAAAUACUGAGUGCAGCAAACUGGGUCUGACUCUAUUGAGGAUUCAAAGGAGACUCAGGCUGCGUGCAGGAAAAUGAAGGAUGUGGAAGAACGGAAUUUUCUUUAACAUAGGGAAAAAUCCUGGCACAAUGCCUGGAAAUCCUGUAAACAAGGGAACAUGGGAAAAACAUUCCUCUCUGCUCUGCACUGUUAUGCCAGCUAUUGACAUAUUGUUUAAAACAAUGACUUCUUAGCUAGGACUUGUGAAAAUUCAUUACUUGGACUUAGAAAUAAUAAUAUUAGUUCUCCAUUUCAAUAUCUGGCAGAAAAGAAAAAUUAAACCUGCUGGAAUAAGUUGCCACAGAUCAUGGAGUUAACAAAAACAAAUGUGGAGAGCCUAUCUCUGGCUGAUGUUUUCCCCAGUUUUGCUAAGGUUAUUGUCCAGUUUUAAUUACCCUGUGACUUCAGCAUUAUAAUAUGGCUUUAAGUUACCUUAUUAUCCUGUGGUUUCCACUACUAAUGAAAUCUACUUGCAAGUAAAAAAGCAGCCCGUUUGAAGCACUCCUUGGCAGUGUAAUCCUUUAUUUUGCCAGUUAGUUCUUAAAGAUAAUCAGGCUUUAUGUGGCUUUAUUUCUCUUUUACUUUUCCCAGUUUUCCCGUGUUGAAGCUCCACUUACAGUCAGUUCCUCUUAAGGCCACAAUGACACAUAAAACAGGAAUUUGAUGUUCCCAUCCUUUUAUGUGGAUGAGGGAGAUCCACUGACCUACAGCCUCGAACUGUAAAACAUAGUAAUGCCAGAGAUAAAAACAAAACAAAGCAAAACAAAACACUUAGAAAAUCCUGUAGCUUUCUAAAUUUUAUUUAGUAAACCAGUUCUCUCAUAUUUUACUCGUUGUCAUGGCAUCUGAGCUUCAAAUUGUAGUGGUUGCAGCCUCACAGGCUCCACAACAGUGACAGUCUUCUUGUUUAUUGUUUUAAAAGCUCUGUGAAGAAUAGAAAAUACACAUAUAGGCAAACUUGAAAAGGGACUUUCCCCUCAGGAUUACUCUAGCAGUGCGCCUUGUCAACAGAUUUGUGAUAUAACAGACAUGCAAAAUAAACUGCUGCGCAAUUUAGCUUUUGGGGCCUGCAUGACAAAUAACCGCUGUUUUAUGAAGGCACAUAAACAGGCUUUGCAAAGGGACUUUGCAAGAGAUUUACUGCUCCGUGGGAAGGAGCCAAUACCUGACUGCACCAUGCACUUUCUCAUGCCCUUCUGCGGGCUAUUUAGUAUCUUUCAAGGAUGCUGGGUCCUUCUAGCACUACUUCUCCUCCUGAAAGUUUUGGACUCUUUUUCUUGCCUUUGCUGUCACGUGCAUUGUUUGAUUUUUCCUCAUCUUGUGUUGGAAUUUACUUUCUUGACAGAAAACUGCCAAAAGGCAGUGGUUCAGCCAGCAGCCUCCUUGUCUCUUUGGCACAGAGAUAAUCAUGAGCCCAUUUUGCUUUUUUGGAAGUAGCUGAUUUUCACCACAAAACUGAAAUCAUUGACUGUAGUUGUUUCUCUGCAGGGGUGUUUCUGCCCAUACCACCUCUGACACAGUAUUGCUAGUGAAUAUUGUCAUUAAAAAUUGUCUCUCUUAACGUCAUCUGUGGCUGGCAGACCAGACUGGUGUGUGGUAGCAUGCUGCAGCAUCUGCAAUGAAACAGCCUAAGGCAUCUUUUCUCCAGUUCUCAAAGAUUUUGAAAAGCUUCCAAAGGCUCUGCUAGAGAAAGGCCCCAGCCCAACGGCAGGACCUUUUCAAUAAGUGUGAGAAGCCAAAACUGUUGCAAGUCCAAGCCACUCCUCAUUCCCCACCGCAGCUCAUUGUGCUGGGUUUAGAAACGGCUGUAUUUUCUGCAUCACCAGGCAGAUUUCCAAGCUCUGUGAGAAUGUAACAAGCCAGUGUGACAACAGGGCUGCUCUGUGGAUGAUGUGGGUGUUUGCCCUGCAGCAAAAACAAGUGGCACAUCCAAACACUUCUCUGCCUGUGCUCUUGGAGUAUCCCAAGGUCAGCAUCGUGGCAGCAGGGUACUGAACAACUGGUGGAUUUGUGAAUCAUAACCCAAUGCCAAUUAAAACACAGGAAAAAACGUUCAUUGAUCUUACUAAAAUAUUUCCCUGCUGUAGACCCACCGUUAUUUUUCACCAGGUCCCUCUUGAUUUUUUUCAGAAGACCAUUAUCUGCUGGGAAGUGCUGGAUGAUCAGGUGCCUGCAAACCUUGCCUGCAUUACUCAAAAUGUUAGCAAAUCCAAUGCGUUACACAUGAAUGAACAUGUUUUCCGAAUUGCUUGUGUGGAAGAUAAGGAAAGAAAAUUGUUUAUGUUUUUUCAUCCUAAGUGAUCAUUCUGUUGAAUAGUCUAAAUAUUGUGUUGUACAGUUUGAUUUGUAUUCUUGUUUUAUUUGUGGUUGUGACUUUAAACUUCUCUAUAAUGGAUUUCUAAUAUGAAAAUGCACAUUGAAUUAAUUUCUCAUGCCUUGUCUUUCCAAAGUAUUGAGAGAUCUGUACUGCACAAUGAUGUGUUUAUAGGAUCUUCAGUGUGUCAAAUAUCUAAAAUGUUAAUUGUGUAUUACUAAAUAAAUAAUUUAUA
This is a messenger RNA of Anas platyrhynchos (mallard), 10352 nucleotides long. RefSeq names its product regulator of G protein signaling 12 (gene RGS12). NCBI's taxonomy places the organism in Eukaryota, Metazoa, Chordata, Aves, Anseriformes, Anatidae. Gene Ontology annotation, biological process: regulation of G protein-coupled receptor signaling pathway; signal transduction. Gene Ontology annotation, cellular component: cytoplasm; nucleus; plasma membrane. The record is from RefSeq and is a predicted model, not a curated record. Gene Ontology annotation, molecular function: GTPase activator activity; protein binding.